Molecule: messenger RNA, 2361 nt
Organism: Endocarpon pusillum Z07020
Lineage: Eukaryota; Fungi; Ascomycota; Eurotiomycetes; Verrucariales; Verrucariaceae
Exons: 2
Coding region: 1-2361 (786 amino acids)
Biological process (GO): regulation of DNA-templated transcription
Cellular component (GO): nucleus; chromatin
Molecular function (GO): protein binding; histone H3K36 methyltransferase activity
Source: RefSeq, a predicted model, not a curated record
AUGCCACUUCGGCAAACCGAGCUCUGCUUUGGAACGAAAUCUGAUCCAAAGCAAGCAAACGGAACGCCUGCGAUGCAUUCGCCAUGGCCAGAACCAUCUCGCCCUUCGACUGCGCCGUCAGAGACACUUCCAGCAGACGACGAUCCAGACACAAUCAUUGUUGACUGUACUGGUCAUCAGCCUCAGCUACCUACACCUGCCGAGAGUACCACGGAUGCCUCCUCCGCCUCUAGUCAUGACAUUUACAUACAGCAGAUAUCGCAAAGUAAACCUCGACGCGUCGACCCUAAAACAGGUGCGAGACAGCAGAGUCGUGACUACAUUGUCGAGACUACGCUGAGUGAGAAGGGACGAAGUGUUAGCGGUGAAACGCUGGUUACGAAUGCUAGCCAAUCAAGUCUUCUUCGGAGUGGUAUAGCUGUCCUUGACCUUCCUUGGAGCGUCACGUCCCUGGUCAAGCACCAAGAUACGAUCGAUGCAGAAUCGUGGAGCCAAAAUGGUGGAUCGUCCGCAUCGAAUGUCGAAGAAGAUCAUUUGAGAGUUGAGAAGGCUGCUGCUAAGAGAGCUAAGAUGGAAGAAAAUGCAAAACAUUGGAACGCUAGAAAGAAGGCUGCAGAGGAGAAGGCUACUCGACGAUCCUCCAGAGGGUCUAUGCUUGAGAGGGCUGGAGAGGCAGUCUCUGGCUUGACCGCCAGCGUACUCGGCAAGCCACCCAAGAAAGCAGUGGGAAUUGCCAGGGACAGACUGGAAGACAUCAAAAGACGAGCCAGUCUGAGGCCGAGGAGCAUGGUUGAACCAUUAAUCUCGACAACGCCAGCGUUAGAAGGACCUCAGGCCAAGAUUAGGCGGCUAAGCGAUGGAGACCUUGACAAAGACUCCCGAACAGCGGAAGCUCUUAUUAAACCAAACAAGCCACCGCCCGUCCGCAGGGAGAAAAGGUGGUUAGCUUCCGGCCUGUAUACGGGCCAGACGAGGGACUUCGAUGACACGCAUUCCGAGUCGAAAAACAAGCGCAAACAUGAUGAUGUGGCUCCUAUCAGGGAGAACCGAACCUUACCAUUGCCCAUUUUUGCUGGCGAGCGCCUCAUGAAACAGGGACGUGACUUCAAGCUUCCCUAUGAUGUCUUUUCGCCUCUCCCUCCUGGUCAGCCUAGACCAGAUGAGUGGCGCAAGACCAACAAGAAUGUCUUUGUGGGAGAUGCUGCCCAGGUCUGGCGUCAUUCCAAGCCACGAGAGCACUCCACAUGUAUGUGCACUCAAGAAACAGGAUGUGAUGAGAACUGCAUGAACCGAUUCAUGUUCUAUGAGUGCGAUGAUCGGAAUUGCAAUCUUGCAGAAUGCUCUAACCGUAGCUUCCAAUCCCUUGCGCAAAGAAGUAAGAAGGGAGGAAAAUACAAUGUCGGAGUUGAGGUCAUACAAACACGAGAUCGUGGGUUCGGCGUACGCAGCAAUAGAACCUUUGAGCCAAACCAAAUAAUUGUCGAGUAUACAGGGGAGAUCAUCACCCAGGACGAGUGUGACAAGCGGAUGAGAACUUUGUAUAAGAACAACGAGUGCUACUACCUAAUGUUAUUUGAUCAGAAUAUGAUAAUAGAUGCUACAAGGGGGUCUAUCGCGCGGUUCGUGAAUCAUUCUUGUGAACCAAAUUGCCGUAUGGAGAAGUGGACGGUGGGUGACAAGCCUCGCAUGGCUCUUUUCGCUGGUGAUAAGGGCAUCAUGACCGGAGAUGAGCUUACCUACGACUACAACUUCGACCCCUUCUCCCAAAAGAACGUACAAGAAUGUCGUUGCGGCUCAAGCAAAUGCCGUGGCGUGCUAGGCCCAAAGGCCAAAGAGGAAAGGAAGCCAAAGCCAGAAAAGGAACUGGGAACAUCUGCUGCCAGCCGGUUGGCUGGAGCAAAGAGGAAGAUUGCAGACAUUCUUGACGAGCGAACGGACUGCUGGAACAAGAGACCCAAGAUUGGGGUACCAGCUUCGGCAGCCGCUGCACUGAAGAGAAUUACUACCACGAAAUCAAAAUCUAGGUCGCCUGCACGGACUCCAGUCUACAGCUCCACUCAACCCAGCCCAUCCAAACCAGUAAGCAGAGCAGCGCUGGUAAAGAAACCAGCUCUACGGGCGGCUAAUCUAUCAAACCGAGGAGUGACUACGAGAAGACCGUCAAUACUAAAGCGAAUCGUGGACGGGGCCACACAGAAGCCUACCACAAGACGUACCGCUUCGCAUUCUUCCUCGUCCGAAGCACUUCUUGAAGGUCAGAUUGAGAAACCAUUAACUCGCGCAGAGAGUGUGAAGGCGAAAGCAGCAAGCAUUCGCAAGAAUGCGGUUAGUAUCGUAAGGGGUGCUGGAGGUGGGACUUAG